AGGUUCAUCUUUAUCUGAUACCCCGUGAAUGCAAAGACAGGCGCCUUUCCAAAUGUUUGUUGGUCUUGAAUGAAAAUCACGACCUGUCACGCUGACGAAGAAUCAAAGAUUUUUGAUGCUCUUCGUUAUGUGCGUAUGAUCGUCUCUAUGCAUAUAUUUUGGCAAACCCUGUAGCUAUACAUCUUAAUAACAUUUUCUUGCGCGCGCCAUAAACAUAAUCUUCAAGUCGAAGUCUAUUUGGUCUAACUCAAAAGAUGCACCAGCUGGGAGAAAAUGUCGUUUCUAGUGCUGUGCUGUCCAUAUAUUUUUUUGAGUCAACUGUAUUAGUAGAGGACCGACAUAGCUAGUACAGCCGCUGCAUGGUAUUACUAUUUAGUCUCUACUAGCCAUCUAGAACUAAAUACUUACACUUACUUAGAUUUGUUUUCAAGUGGGCAUCAGAUUCUGAUUGUUCACUCAGACUACGUAGCACUAGCACAGUUACUUCUCGCUUAUUUGUACUUGACAAACACAAAAUGCAGUUGCGUCAUCCUGUGAAUAUCCAAUCGUUAACGGCGCACCGUCCAGCCAGUUGGAAGAAGGUUGUCCUCGCCUCAAUCUUCCUUGCGCUGUAUGCAGUCUGUCUCCAGUGGUCCUACUCCACUGUAGGAGAGCCAAGACAGUGGGCGUUGGCGGAACAGAGGCGACUUCUGCGUAAAAAAGCGCAAGAUGCAAAAGAUAAGGGUACGUAUUACUGCUCUUUAUUCGCAUUGAUGAAUUGUCAAUUUUUUGCAGCCAUGGGAAUUAGAAAAGUCUAACUACCUACUUUCUGGAGGCUAUCAUUCCUCAACUUAGUAUUUCAUCGGCUUCUAAAUCAUUGGUGAUCCUCUCUCCUCUUUCAUUUUCAUCUACAACGUAAACCUAUUUUCCUAACAUAACCCUUCACCAUUUCAUCUACUUCAAGGCAUCAUCGUCGGCGAGGACACUCAUGGUCGAAAAGGGAAGAAAAACGAGUUAAAGAUCAAUGAGGAAGAGCUUCCUUCCGAAUAUCUCCCAAAUGCCUUUUGCUGCUUGUUUAUCUUCCUCACUGUUGGCGUGAACAUCCUGAUUUUCCUUCUCUGCAAGUGGAGUCUACGAUUCAAGGCGUGGCUGUUGUACGAGCCAAGUGACGAGAUUUCUGAGAAUACACUCCUACUUGUCUUGCCGCCAAAGCAGAAGGGGAAAGCAGAAUUUUCAAUCGUGCAAGAGCCGAAUGCCAACACGAAUUACACCUUCGAUUUCCAGCACAUCCGUUACGAAAUCAUCGACGACGAAGACCUAAUCGAAAAAGAGACUGGCAGUGGCAAACUAGUGGGCGAUGGCGACUUUGCUUGCCGGUUAGUGCAGUCCUACGACGUCGGGCAUGACCGCACUUUCUACCGCACAGCUGUUGGCCUCCAAACCGAGGAUGAACUAGAAAAGAGUCUCGAGUUGUACGGCAGCAACGUGUUUGAACUGCCUUAUCCCACGUUUUUGGAGCUGUUUCAGAACCAAUUGGAGUCUCCCCUGGUCUGUUUUCAGCUGAUGACCGCGUUUUUGUGGGCAAUGGACACGUACUGGAAGUACACGGCAUUUACCCUGAUGACGAUCCUGGGAUUCGAAGCCUCCACUGCUUUUCAGAGGUUGAAAAGCAUCACCCAAUUGCGUGGAAUGACAGCACGUCCUUACGAUGUGUGGGUGUAUCGCCGCAAUCGAUGGGUUGGUGGCGUCAAUAUCACGGAGCUAUUGCCUGGCGAUAUUGUAUCUCUCGCUCCAAACCUGUUGAGUCCGAAGGACGUGGAGCGCCGUGAGCAACUAGAAGCGGCUAAGAAAAAGAAGGCUAAAGAGGGUGGAGAAGGUGAUAAGAUUAAGGCUAGUUUUUCACUAUUCCAUUUGGACCAUGCUAGCUGAGCGCAGUCCCCUUUGUUUGAUUUAUUAGAGGGAAAAAGAGGGUAGAUGAAACAAGGAGGAACUCACUCCGCGAAGCAUAGUGAAAAACUAGCGCUAAUAAGAGCAAAGCAGUAGAAGCAGUAGUAGCAGGCCCAAAGCCUCCUGUUCUCCAAGUCGUCAGCGAAAUCACCGUUCCUUGUGAUUGCGUCAUCCUCAAGGGUUCCGCCGUUGUCAAUGAGGCUUCUCUCACUGGUGAAUCCGUGCCGCAGAUGAAGGACGCGCUGCCACCCGCUGAAGAAGAGCAUGGAAGCAGUGCGCAGCUUUUCGACAUGUCUGGGUCUGACAAAGUGCACACUCUGUACUCGGGGACAACCCUGAUCCAGGCUACAAAUAAUGACGCAUUGACGGUCCAGAAAGACGAGCACGAUAUGUACUCUGACGUCUCCUGCCCGCCAGAUCAUGGCAUUGUCUGCUACGUCUUGCGCACUGGUUUCAGCAGCAGUCAGGGAGAGUUGAUGCGCAUGAUUCAGUUUUCGCAGGAAAACGUCUCAGCCGACAAGCGCGAAACAGCACUGCAGUUGCUCUUUUUGUUCGUGUUUGCCUUAUUUGCUGCCGCUUACGUGCUGAAAAAGGGUUUGGAAGAUCCCGAGAGACCGACGUACAAAGUCUUGCUUCGUUGCGUCUUGAUCAUCACGCAGGUGGUUCCCGCGUCCCUUCCUAUGCAGAUGGCGUUUGCGGUCCACACUGCUUUGAUGUCCCUAAUGCGCAAGGGCAUCUAUUGUACAGAACCCUUUCGUGUGCCAGAGGCUGGUAAGACCGAGUACUGCUUUUUCGACAAGACAGGAACAUUAACGUCGGAUCACAUGCUGGGAACGGGAUUGGUCUUGCAUAAUCCCGAGUUGACUGGCACUAUAACGAGCAGUGGAGGGACGACUACAAGUAAUAGCGGUGGAGCGGGAAACUCAUCAGGAGCCGUGCCUUCAAACAAUAAGAAUAGCAAAAACAACAAGAAUAAACAAGGAGCAACUCCAGCUACGUCAACCACCACAGAUUCCUCCGAUGAUAUCGUCUUCGUCUCUGACUUGGACAAGUCUGAACCUAGUAACCCUUUGGCCAAUCUACCCAACGUUUUGACCGAGCCAGAGCAGUAUAAGCAGUGCGUCAAGCCCAUGAAAGACCACGAGAAUAACCCAGCUGCUUUUGUUCUCGCUGGUUGCAACGCCUUGAUUGAGGUGCAGGGCAAGAUGUGCGGUGACCCGAUUGAAAUCGCUGCUCUACGUGGAAUCGAGUGGUCUUACGACAGCGAAAGCAGCACCGCGACGCCAGGCGCCCACUUGGCUAAGGAGAAGGCACUAAAACAGGCGAAAGAAGUGGUUGCGAAGGAAACGGACAAGGGGAAGAUGCAGGAACUGAAAAAGGACUGUGACGCCCUGGAGCAUAGCUAUGAGGCUGAAAAGGCAAAGAGCAAAGUCGCAUCAGUAGAAGUAGUGCAGAGACAUCAUUUUGCCAGUAGUCUGCAAAGGAUGAGCACUAUUUGCAAAGUUACGACAACGAACACUUCGAAAAAGGGACUCCUAUCUACUGGUGUCUAUGCCAUGGUCAAAGGAUCUCCGGAGAUGAUGCUCAAACUUCUAGAUGCCGAGACGGUUAAAAGCUCUGCAACGUUCUCCAAGAAUUACCUCGCGGCAUACCAAAAUUUGGCUGAGCAAGGACACCGAGUUCUGGCUUUGGGGUACAAGAAACUCUCUAGCGACCUGAAGGACGCGAAAAAGUUUGACAAAAUGAGCAGAGGACAAGUGGAAAGCGACCUGAAAUUCGCAGGAUUCGCUAGCUUCAAAUGUGAGACGAGGAGAGACAGUAAGUUGGUGAUUCAGUCCUUGUCGGAUUCGAGUCACACCUGUAUCAUGCUGACAGGGGACGCAGCGCUGACGGCUUACAGUGUAGCGAAGGAGGUCCACAUUGCACAGAAACCAAGUACUUCCAACUUUCUUCAUAGGUUUCAGUUUUGCUGGUAGUUUUCGUGUGAGAUCUUCUUGUUUUGCCUUCUCUUCCUUUUCUUUUCCGUACUCCUCCAACACAAAAAUAGUACUUCUAAGGGCCCUCAUUUUUUGCAUUCAUGAUGUUGAAGAUCAAGAUCUAGAAUUUUCUCGUCAUCAACACUCCCAGGUGCCAAAGCCCUUAUUCUCUCCGACGACGCUGCCAAAUGGCACCCGGCUAUAUCCAAGACUGAAAUGACGGAGGUGGAGUUUACCAGUCCAGAGCAGCUGGCGGAACUGAACAAAAAAGGCCAUGACCUAGUCAUAACAGGCAAAGCUUUGGAUUCAGCUUGUGCCAAAUAUGGUGAUGAAAUGUGGGACUCUCUCAAUGUAGUCUGCGUGUUCGCACGGCUAUCUCCACAGCAGAAGGAAGACAUCAUUCGAACAAUCGGAGGACAUCACUAUGACGAACCGGGGAGACAAGGUACAACUGAUGAACGUCCAGUACUUGUCAUUGUCAUUGUUGUUCCCGCUCAGAAACAUUCAUAAGAAUUAUACCACGAAAUCGAAAAAUGACUGAAAUACACUCUUUGUAGAAGUCAGUGGAGAGCUUCGAUCCAUGAACACGACCUACAUCAUCACAGCUCGCCUUGGCAAAAAGCAAGCGACUUUGCAUCAUACCUUGAUGUGCGGUGAUGGUGGCAAUGACGUGGGCGCUUUGAAGCAAGCGGAUGUAGGAGUUGCUCUCCUCUCUGGUUUUGGCAACGCGAAUGUGGAUGUCAAGAAGAAGAAAGCAGCCACGCCUGCCGAUGGAGACUUCUUCUCUCAGCUUUUCGGCGGAGGCGGUUCGGGAGAAGAUCAAGACGACGAAGAAGAUCAAGAAACCAAGCGUCUCCGUGAACAGGGCAAGACUGCGGAGGACGAACUCGCCAAAAUAAGAGCGGAAGAGGACAGCAAGAAUGCAGCUAUCCAAACCAAGAUGAAGGAAGAUUUCAAGCGCAAGCAGGGUGGCAUGUACAUGCGACAGCAAAAAUAUGUGGAAGAGGAAAUGAAUAGGCGAAAGGACGCGGGUCUGGACACGGGUCUACAGGCUCAUAUGCAGGUUAUGCGUGACGUGAUGGCUAGAAUGCAGGAUGAGAUGAAGCACGAACACUAAGGCUACAAGAAAUCCAUCUUCUUCUUCGCCAGCAUAUUUAUUGCUUGGGCCCUUUUUUAAAGGGACUAGGGGACGGGCCCAAGAUGCUGCUACAGGAAGAUGGAUGAUUUCUCUUAGUUCUAAGAACAGCAGCAAAUGCAGAAAACGAGUGUGAAUGCUAUGAGCGGCAUGGCGAACUGGACUGAGGCGAUGGAGGCCGCGGACGACACGCCAGCCGUCAAACUAGGGGAUGCGUCAAUGGCAGCACCCUUCACGAGUCGCACGCCGUCGAUUCAAGCGGUUGUGGACAUUGUGAGACAAGGAAGGUGUACUCUGUUGUCCGCAGUGCAGCAGAUGCAGAUCAUGAUGCUGGAUAGCAUGAUCUCUGCUUACUCCUUGAGUGCGAUGAGUGCGGAUGGUACUAGAACUAUUUGUUGUUCUGUUGUUCCUAUGCUGUAUGUGUAUGAGGUUGCUUUUUUCGUGAUGUCCUUCUCCAGCUCAACCAUUCUUUACUAACAUCUUCUAUAAUCUAGAUAAACCAAUCCGCAUGAACCAAGAACAUCUUCACAAUUAAUAUUUCUAGGUACUCGUCCCUCCGAACAGCAAAUGAUGGCAAGCGGAACACUUCUUUCCAUCGCUUCUAUCGCCUUCAACUUCGCUCGGCCCCUUGACCGGAUGCACCCCGUCCGCCCCUUGCAGUCUGUGUUUCAUCCCGCGUUGUUUUUCUCUUUGAUUGGCCAAUUACUGAUUUUAAGGCUUCUUGAGGAAAUUCAUUCUUAAAUAAUCCAUGCAUCUUGGCCCCAUUUUGGCGGGCAAAAUGGACCGAGAUGCUGGGCGGAAUGAAUUUAGGCAAGCUCUAAUGAUUCACCUUACCUGCAUGGUCUACGUGAUGCAAUUAGCGAAAGACGCCAUGGGAGAGGAGGAAUUGAAAGAAGUGCUGAAAUUCGAGAGGGAGAGGAACAACAUGAUCGACGCCAUGGACGAAGAGGAGAUGAAUGAUGUCUGGUGGUUCACCAAAGUGCCCUUUAAACCGAAUCUGCUGAAUUUAAGGCUCACUUUGUCUUCUAGUUUGUGAGGCUCCUGACUUUGUUUCGGUUGUGAACUCAUCUCCAAACAAAGUGUCUGACUUGGUUUGACACGACCCUUGCUUCUUCUACUUCUACUAAGUGAGUGGAAUGGAACAAGCGAGUUGGUCAAAUUUAACGAUUGUAGUUUUCAAGUAGAGUUUAUUUUCAAGUUGAACUACAGCUAUGUAUUACUUACAAGGUAUUAUCAUCUUGCUCUGGUCUUUCUUUUUUCUAGUAGUUAGGUCUGCUCCACCACGACUACUACAAUCCUCUCUAAUGAAAACGAUGGUCUGGCUCGUGGAGGUUUCGCAGCAGAUAUCAGUGUUGUUUGUCAACUACAAAGGCCGACCGUGGAUGCGUGGUAUGUUGGAGAACCAAGCCUUGUUUUUGUCGCUGUUUGGAUGCAUUGCAUUGGUCUGGGUGUGCGCCACGAAUGCGAUUCCAUUGUACUGGAAAUAACUAUUUCCAUUUUGUGAAGAAGUUGUACAAGAUCGAUUAUAUUUGAUUAUUCAAUUUCUUCUGAGAACGAAGUUGUGCAUGUGUUCCUGUUUCAUUGCAAGGACAAGGACUACUAGAGCUAGAGGCAGGGCUGAGCAAGUCAUUCACAUCCUAUCGUCUCAUCUACUCUCAUCUUUCAUCCUCUCAGUCAUACCGAUCUACACCAUCGAUCUACAUCAUCCUUUCUGAAACCAUCCAAACUCCAGCGUGAACGAGACGCUGAAACUCGUCGAUGUGCCCUCAGAACUGCGCAUAUCUAUGAUGGCGAUGCUCUUUUUCUCGCUUGCCGGUGCCCUUAUCUGGGACCGGUUGAUGCAUUUCAUCUUCGCCAGAGAAAUCUUCAACGUGAUGUGGGACAACAUCAGAACUACCACCUUCAACGACUGCUGGCCAGUGCUAAAGACAGUGGGCUACAUCCUAGGUGGCCUCCUUGUGCUGGGAACAGGGAACAUCUUCUCCGUCAUAGGAAUGUACUACCUGUACCGACAGCAUAAAUCGAGCCAGGCAGCGCCAGGAGCAGCAGCAGGAGGAGGAGCAAAAAGUAGUACUAGUACAACUGCAGGAGCAGGGAAGAAAUAGGAACAUCAUCUUCAAUCAUGAUGAUACCUCGAUGCCUCGAUGCCUCCCCAAUGAUGCCCCUCUAUACCCCUCUCCCGCUUAAGUAUUUGUUGUAGACCCAAAUGAAGAUGAUAUUCGUGUGAUUAUAGUAAUGUACUGAGACUGAGGACAGAAGGGACAGCCACAGAAUGCAUUUUCAUGUUCAUCAACAUGAUGUCCAUGAUGGAUAUGAGUCUAUCCAUUUUGAUCUUGGUGCAUCUUCCCAUCGUUCACUAGUCACCUGUCAAAGCCCUCACCAGGAAAUGAAUUUGAAUUAGAGGCGAUAAAAAACCAUUUUUUCGAGGUUUGGUCGAAAUUUGAUCUUGAAAUUGCUUAUCAAGCUAGAAAUUUCUUUAUUUCUCAGUUGUCUUUUCACGUGAGAGGACAACCUGGAACUAGAAAUUCAACUUCAAGUUAGAAGAAGAUAGAAGUCGUUUCAACAUCUUCAGCAAUGCCAGCUGAAAUCUAGAUGAUGACUGGUGUGACUUGUUGUUGUUACAACACGACAAAUAAUGAAGAUGCAUGAGCAUAGUGUACUCCGUCAGCCCUGGUGUAAGAGUUCCUUGUAUGGGUAAUCGCUAUCCUCAUUUUUUUAAAUACAAUGCUGUCAUUCCUCACCAAGGGGGGGUCAUAAUGGUAUUUCUAGAUAUGCUAAGGCGAAGACCAAGACUGGGUAUUGAAGCUACGCAAAGACUUGACAAAUAACAUGUUCGCAGGUCCCGAACCCCACUCCCCGUUCUUCUGCUGCUAUACGCACCGAAGAAGCCGAAUGUCUAUGUCACGUACAUCUUCUUCCUGUGAUGAGUGAUCGCAUAGUGAUUCUUCUGAUUUUUCCCUCUCCUUCUCCAAAAAAGUUAUGGCUCACUUCGCGUUACAGUUACACAAUUUCUCUUGUGUUCAGUUCUAGCACUUGUUACAUCUUUUCGCGGGGCUACUGCAUGGUUUCAUGCGUCAUGCAACUGCGAGAGCGUCUUUUUCUUUAUACUAGGUAGAUAGUCUUAAUGUUCGCGAAAGCGAAGAAGAAUGCUCCAAAUGGGAGCCCGAUAGGAGCAUAAGUAAGAGGAUAAAUAUGAUCUACAAGAGAAAGUGCAGACGCAACUAUAAAGUUAAGAUCUAC
This is a messenger RNA of Amoebophrya sp. A25, 8277 nucleotides long. The record is from the annotation of a GenBank genome assembly. NCBI's taxonomy places the organism in Eukaryota, Dinophyceae, Syndiniales, Amoebophryaceae.